This is a messenger RNA of Carassius auratus (goldfish), 544 nucleotides long. RefSeq names its product CMRF35-like molecule 3. Gene Ontology annotation, cellular component: plasma membrane. NCBI's taxonomy places the organism in Eukaryota, Metazoa, Chordata, Actinopteri, Cypriniformes, Cyprinidae. The transcript is spliced from 2 exons. The coding region runs from base 104 to 493 and encodes 129 amino acids. Gene Ontology annotation, molecular function: transmembrane signaling receptor activity. The record is from RefSeq and is a predicted model, not a curated record.
GGCAGUUCAUUCAGCUGUUCUUGUUUAAGAUGUUUCCAGGAAACAUUCAUCUGAACACAGAUCGAGAGCUGCAGACGAACUGAAUCUACUAACAGCAGAGAAGAUGACUGAAGAAGAGAGAAGAAUGAAGAUCAUCUGGACUUUCACUCUGCUGAUGAUUCCUGAUGUCCUGAGCUCCAUCAGUGUGAGAGGAUAUUCAGGAGGAGGAGUCAGCAUCACAUGCAGAUAUGAUAGAAAAUAUACAGACAAUGGAAAGUAUUUUUGUAGAGGAGAGUGGUCCACAUGCUCUAAACUCAUCAAGACUGAUGAGAAAAACAAAUGGGUUGAUUCUGGAAGAUUCUCUCUGUUUGACGACACAACAGCAGCAGUUUUCACUGUGACCUUCAGAGAUCUGAGUGAACAGGAUUCUGGGACGUACUGGUGUGGAGUUAAAAUCUUUCUCUCUGAAGAUCUUUACACUGAAGUGAAUCUGAUCGUUGAACCAGGUGAGUAACUGAGACUCUCAAACCCAUGAUGAUCAUCAACAUCACACACUCAACACUGA